This is a messenger RNA of Trachemys scripta elegans, 2062 nucleotides long. It is a transcript of the gene UBXN4, whose product is annotated as UBX domain protein 4. The record is from RefSeq and is a predicted model, not a curated record. Gene Ontology annotation, molecular function: protein binding. NCBI's taxonomy places the organism in Eukaryota, Metazoa, Chordata, Testudines, Emydidae. The coding region runs from base 75 to 1598 and encodes 507 amino acids. The transcript is spliced from 13 exons.
UUGUGGCGCAUGCGCAUCGCGAGGGUGGGUGGCUGGGGGUCCGGGUCCAGGGAGCGGGGGCUUAGGGGGGCACCAUGCUGUGGUUCCGCGGCACCAUCCCGGCCGCCAUCGCCGCCGCCAAGCAACAGAGCUCGGUCUUCGUGGUGUUCGUGUCAGGUGAUGAUGAACAAUCCACACAGAUGGCUGCAAGUUGGGAGGAUCAGAAGGUGACUGAAGCAGCCUCAGAUGGUUUUGUUGCUAUUAAAAUUGAUAUAAAAAGCGAAGCAUGUCUACAGUUCUCACAAAUCUAUCCUGUAGUAUGUAUUCCAUCCAGCUUCUUUAUAGGAGACAAUGGAAUCCCCUUGGAAGUAAUUGCUGGCAGUGUCUCUGCAGAGGAGCUUAUUACCAGAAUCCACAAAGUCAAACAGAUGCAUGCAGUAAAAAAUGAAUCAUUAGAGAAUGGGAGUGAGUUGUCUGCUCAGAGUCCCUCCUUCCAGGCUAACACCACUUCCGAAAACACUCAGUCCAGAACCGUUGAGCUUUGUGAAACACAGCUUGAGACAAUAAGCACUUCUGACGAUAGAGCAAAUUCAGGCCAGGCAAAUCAGUUUCAGGAAUCAAAUAAUUCUUCAGAUGAGAGAGUGACUGAGCCACAGCCUGUGAAUGACCUUACAACCAAAGUGGAAAGAAUAACAAAAAAACUUGAAGAAAAACGAGAAGAGAAAAGGAAAGAGGAGGAACAGAAGGAAAUUAAGAAAGAAAUUGAUAGAAGAAAAACUGGGAAAGAAAUAUUGGACUACAGAAGACGACACGAAGAAGAAUUGACGAAGCGAAUGUUAGAAGAAAGGAGCAGAGAAAAGGCAGAAGAAAAAGCAGCUAGGGAGCGUAUAAAGCAGCAGAUUGCAAUGGAUCGUGCUGAAAGAGCAGCUCGCUUUGCAAAGACAAAGGAAGAAGUAGAAGCUGCAAAAGCUGCAGCUCAGCAAGCUAAGCAGGCUGAAGCGGAAGCUAGAAGAGAAGCCUCUCAGAAGGAAAGAAGUGCUAUAGCGAGAAUUCAGUUCCGCCUCCCAGAUGGAUCUUCCUUUACUAAUCAGUUUCCUGCUGAAGCCCCCUUGGAAGAAGCCAGGCAGUUUGCUGCACAGACUGUUGGCAACACUUACGGUAAUUUUUCAUUGGCUACAAUGUUUCCCAGAAGGGAGUUUACCAAAGAAGAUUAUGGAAAGAAAUUAUUGGAGCUAGAGCUUGCACCAAGUGCUUCAAUAGUAUUGUUGCCGGCGGGAAGACCUGCUACUUCAGUAGUACAGGCAUCAGGUGGAGAUCUUUGGAAAUUCUUGGGCACGAUACUUUAUCCACUCAUAGCUGGCUGGAGGUUUAUUAGCAACUUCUUAUUUACCAGCCCUCCCCCCUCGCAACCUACAGCAAGAGCAGGACAUCAACAAGAACAUUCAAAUCCUUCACCAUCUAGCACUGUGGAGCCAAGCAGGCAAGCAGUGAGGAAACGAGUACUGGAAAAGCGUGGGGAGGACUUCAAAAAAGAAGGAAAAAUAUACAGAUUGAGAACUCAAGAUGAUGGAGAAGAUGAAAACAAUACGUGGAAUGGAAAUUCUACCCAACAAAUGUAAUUUUGAGUAACUAGGCAAUAAUCAUUGUUUUUCUCAUUUGAUUUAAUGAAACUAAAACUUCUACUGGAUAGUGGGGCUUAUGGGUUACACUGACAACUAUAUAGUACUUUACUUCAUAUCCCAUUACUGAAAUACAAAUUGCCUAACUCAAAACUGAAAUGCUAUGCUAUUUAAUAUGAAAGAAGUUCAAAGAAUUAAAGGAUUUGAAACUUCUAUCAGCAUUUACUAGCCCUACUGCCAUCUUGGAAGGCAUUUUUUAAUCUAGGACUAUUCUGCUACAACAGUCUAAGACCCAGCAUUAAUAUGAAGUUUUUGGUAGGCCAAUGAGUGAGUAAAUUGAGUGUGUCAGAAGCAUUAGGUAGCAAAUCAGAUAUUUGUAAUUUUCUCUUGCUUCUGCAACUGCCAGCAAAACCUUGUAGUUUUUAAUCCCCAAGCACUUAAUAAACAGUUUUUCAAAAAACUAA